AUUUUUAUUACAAAAACUCGAACUAAUUUUGAACAUGUUUUAUUACACUUUAUCGAAUCUUCCUAUCGACUUUCAAAAAAAACUGCCCUGUAAAAUUACAUAGAAAUUUGUACCCACCAGUUAUUGCCUAAUACACUGAAUAACAUGGAUAAUCAAGACAACAACAACAACAAAUCUGAACGGCCAUUAUAGAAGUUGGAAGAUUUCGUUGACUGACUUUUCAGAAACUGAUAUGCCAAAGAAAGGGUCAACCGCUUCGAUUUUAAAAGAUUUAAAGUCCACAAUAUUUAAAGUAAAUCAGAUAUGCACGGAUAUGGAUGAGCCACUCCCACCUAAGCUUAAUCAACGAGCUGUACAUGAUAUCAUUUCAAAAGGGUACAUGCAUAAAAAUAGCGUUGCUGCAGAAACUGCUGAUUCACGGGAUAACAUUGAUUUCAGUUUUUUUGUGAAGAAAGAAUUGACAAGAAAGGAUAUCAAUGAUCUAUCAGUAAUAUUUGAGAUAUUUGCUUUGAAAAGUUCUGCGAAGAUUUCUUUUAUUGAUCUUCUUAGAUCCUUACGAUUUUUGCAAUUUAAUGUAAACAAAAGGAAAAUAAGAGAAGUGUUACAGAAUCAUAACUUACUCAGUGAAAAUACAGAUAGUUUUGAUUUAAAUGCUUUCUUAACAUGCGUUAUUGAAUUACAAAACCAAUCAAGGGAUAUUGGUGAAGAAAUAUAUAAUGGAUUCACAAAAUUUGAUAUAGAAAACACAAACGUAAUAAGUAUACAAAAUUUAAAAUUCCUAAAUCAAAAACACAAUUUAGAUCUUUCUGAAUCAGAGUUAAUGGAAAUGAUAGAGGAAGCUGAUGCAGACGGUGACGGUUUUGUUGAUCAAUGUGAAUUUGUGAAUGUGAUGCGAAGGACCAACUUAUUUAGAUGUUUAUAACAAGAUUUCUGUGAUUGCA
Molecule: messenger RNA, 941 nt
Organism: Hydractinia symbiolongicarpus
Lineage: Eukaryota; Metazoa; Cnidaria; Hydrozoa; Anthoathecata; Hydractiniidae
Product: centrin-1-like
Exons: 1
Coding region: 233-922 (229 amino acids)
Cellular component (GO): myosin II complex
Molecular function (GO): calcium ion binding
Source: RefSeq, a predicted model, not a curated record